AUGGCUGAGCCGGAGAAGGAAAAGGAAAAGCUUGAGCUUGAGAAAGAGUUGGUUGAUCUCAAAGGACUUGUACCAGAUAUUCAGCUUAAGGUUCAAGAUGCCGAUGAAAGUGCUGCGACGUUGAAACGGGCCGCGGAAGAACUGAAGACUGCUUUUGCUGCUACCUUACCUCAGCUGAGUACUGUCAAUGAAAAUGUUCCAGUUAAUGAUAUCUCGAACAUGAUCCGAAAGCCAGCGAAGAGACAUGCUGAUGAUGAGCCGGAACCAGAACCAGUGAAGAAAGCGAAAGCUGAAGGUGAUGAAGUUGCAGCUGCUGAUGCCACUACGGCGUAA
Strongylus vulgaris is the source of this 333-nucleotide messenger RNA. The record is from the annotation of a GenBank genome assembly. Lineage: Eukaryota; Metazoa; Nematoda; Chromadorea; Rhabditida; Strongylidae.